UUUACACUCAACAGCAUGACAGAUAAGCGCAAUGAUAUUGCACUUGGCAACGAAGGCAUGAUACGUUUAACAUUUGAAGAAGCCAACAUGAAGAAAGUUCUAGAAUGUCUUACCGUGUUUUUCUUGACCGUUAUAUUUUGCUUGUGGAUGGUGAGUAUGACCACGCGGUCAUGGCGUGGAAAUCCUAAUUUUAAACCACCCAUCCCUGGCCUUACGAUAGCUCCAUACGAUGUACAUCAUGGCUUGUGGUACCGCUGUGUGAAACCAGAUGGCACUUGUGAGAAAUUAAAAGAUGAUCCGAAUGAUACAACUGAUACAACGCUCCGUGGAAACGUUACACGAGGCUUGCUAGCAGCUGCUAUCUUGUGCACCUACUUGUCAGCUGGAAUAUUACUGAUAAAUGUCUUUAUAAAGAAAGAGAAGCGUUACCGUGCUGUUUUUGUGGCAUGUCUAAUUUUGCAGUUGCUUGCUUUGAUCUCAGGGUUUGCAGCUAUGAUCAAUUUUAAAGAUUUUUUUAAAACACCAAAUGAUUUCAGGAUUGGCAUAGUCAAUGGAAAACCCGCGGAAAUAGGGUCAAUCUGGAGUGAAUACAGAUACAGUUACAAUCUGGGAUGGGCGGGAGCUGGAUUAAUGUUUCUACCAAUAAUAUUGACCAUCAUCCAGUUAGUACAGUCAUCACGUGAUUAAUCUGCGGAUUGCAACUUUCUAUCCUCUUACAAUAAACGGUUUUUUAGAGAAACCUUUUUAGUUAAAUAUAAAACUAGAAAAAUGUAUUUACAAAACACGUUUAAUUUAAAAUAAAAUAUCCAUGAGUUAAAUUAUUUCAUCGCCAAUUCGAUUUGGGUUGAAAUUUUAUUUUGUCAGUUGGCUGAGAGAGAAAAUUGGAGAAAUAUAUCAGAAGCGCGGAAAUAACGCGACAAAGUUUGUUCACGAUAAUUGUUUUUGUACAUAAGGUUCUGUAUAUAUUCUUAAUGAAGCAUAUUAUAUAACUUUA
This is a messenger RNA of Hydractinia symbiolongicarpus, 994 nucleotides long. RefSeq lists its product as uncharacterized. Bases 16 to 687 code for a protein of 223 amino acids. The transcript is spliced from 4 exons. Gene Ontology annotation, cellular component: plasma membrane. NCBI's taxonomy places the organism in Eukaryota, Metazoa, Cnidaria, Hydrozoa, Anthoathecata, Hydractiniidae. The record is from RefSeq and is a predicted model, not a curated record.